AAGUGAUUUUUUUAUUUUUAAAAUUUUAAAAUUUUGAUUCUCAAUUAAAAAAAUUAAAAAGUAAAAAUAGUUUUAAAACAUAUUUUUAGAAUUUUUUUUUACUUUUUUAAUUAGAAAAAUAGAAAAUUUAUUAAAAAAUACUAGCAUACUCAUUCUAAUGGCACGUUUACUAUACAGUAAUCAGAAUCGGAAUAAAUUAAUAGAGAAAUGUAACGGAAUAAAUGAAAAAUAAUCGGAAUCAAUAUUUGUAAUAUGUUGUAAACUAAAAUUUUUUAGAAAUGGAAUAGUUGUGAUUUAUCUUGUUUACUUUAUUAGGAAACGUAAUCGGAAUGCUUAAAUUGACUAAAUUGCCCUUUUGAGCUAAACUAUAUUAUAUGGUAGUUAUUUUGCAAGACAUAUUUUAAAGGACAAAAUUGUCAUUAUAUAUUUAAUAUUAAAAAAUAAAAUAAAAAUAAGAAAAAUCCAUUACCCUUAAUGGCAUUCCUUACAAAAUUGGUGGGGAAAGUUCUCCCUUUCUUUUCUCCCUUAUUUAAUCAGCUUCUCCCUUUCCUAAUUUUAAUAAUGCAAGUAAACAAAUGUAAAGGAAUGAUUACCUUACUAUUCAUUUUCAUUCCUUAUCAUUCCUUAUUAGUAAACAUUAAUUACAUAUUAUUAGGUGAUCAUACAUGUUAUUUAAUUAUAUUCCAAUUAUUAUAUGAUAAGGAAGAUUGGUGUGUAUGUUCUCUGCCUUGAAAAUAACAAAACACGGUUAUUAAACACAACUGUAAACUACAAUAACAACAUUUUUAUUACGUUGUUCCCAUCAAUACAAAUCCAGAAAAAGCCUGCCUAAAGAGUACGUCCAAAACCCACACAUAUACUAAUAUAUUUCAUUAUUGAUUUAUACGAUUACACAUGUUUAUAAAUACCUUUAAUUUUACAGUAUCCCAAAACACACACACAAUUCAUAAACUUAAACCUUUUAAUAAUAAUUAGUUCCCAAAUUAUUAAUCAUGGCAUCCAAAGCUUAUUCCCACAUUGUCCUCUCAGUACUACUAAUACUCAGUUGCUUUGGAUUUCUGGAAAUGACAAUGGCUGGGGACCCAGAUAUCCUAACAGAUUUCGUACUACCAAUCAAUACUAGCCAAGGGGUCGAUGGGAGUUUCUUCACAUUCACCGGAUUGGAAUCCUUGAUGGGAGCGGACCCGCCCACAACCUUUAAGGCCACCAAAGUGAGCAUGGCGGAGUUCCCCGCUCUCAACGGCCAAAGCGUUGGCUAUGCCGUUCUUCAGUUCCCGCCCAUGACCGCUAACCCGCCACACACUCAUCCCCGCUCCGCCGAGCUUCUCCUCCUCACCGAUGGCAGUCUCGAAGUGGGUUUCGUCGACACAGCAAAUAAGCUGUACACGCAGUCUCUACAGGUAGGAGAUAUUUUUGUGUUUCCAAAGGGAUUGAUGCAUUUCCAGUACAACUCUGAUCCUCAGAAUUCUGCUGUGGCUGUUUCGGCUUUUGGGAGUGCCAAUGCUGGGACAGUGUCUCUUCCAAACACUUUGUUUGCAUCUGGUUUGGAUGAUAAUGUGUUGGCUAUCUCUUUCAAGACUGAUGUUGAUACCAUUCAAAAGCUCAAAGCUGGACUUGCUCCCCCUAAGGCCUAAUAAUAUAGAGCAUUGAGUAAUACGUUCAUAUAAGAGAAGUCCAUAUUCAUUUAAAUUUUAUUAAGGUUUAUUUUAUUUUUUUAUUUUUUUUCGUGUUUUGAUUGAUCAUGUACGUCUCCAAGUAAUAAUUUUUCAUUUGUUAUAUAAAUAUAUAUAUAUUUAUAU
Molecule: messenger RNA, 1799 nt
Organism: Cannabis sativa
Lineage: Eukaryota; Viridiplantae; Streptophyta; Magnoliopsida; Rosales; Cannabaceae
Product: germin-like protein 9-3
Exons: 1
Coding region: 993-1634 (213 amino acids)
Cellular component (GO): cell wall
Molecular function (GO): manganese ion binding
Source: RefSeq, a predicted model, not a curated record